GUUCUGAUGUCUCUGCAUGAAAUGUUUCCUGCAGUCCAGGCAGCAGAAAUGGCUGUGCAGAGAGAUUCCCAUUCUUGGGAAGCAUGGCAAACGCUGGGGCGGGCCCAGCUUGGAUUAGGAGAAAUCACAUUGGCGAUUCGAAGUUUCCAGAUUGCCUUGCACAUCUAUCCACUCAACUCUGAAUUGUGGAACGAAGAUCUUUCCUGGGCCAAAAAAUUGCAACAACAGAAAAAAGCAAGCAAAACAGAGACAGGAACACAGGGGUCUGAGACGAAAACUUUGGAGGAGCCGAUCCCAGAUUACGAUUUUGAAAGCGAUGAGAUCUUGGCUGUGUGUGCUGCCAUUGCAGAAAAGGAAAAAAGCACUUCGACUAAAAGUGUAGUGAUUGUAUCAGCUUCGGGGACCGUUGAGACUGUAACCGAACAAGAGGAGCGUGCAACGGUCCCCGAUGGUGCUGUGUUUAUCAAAGCACGAUAAUCCACAUAGUCCUUUCCUGUAACAGCCAUAAAUUUGAGGAGUGGCUGUUGCUAUUGUUGUUUUACUUGCUUUCCCUUCUGUUGGAGCCUUGCCUUGAGUCACUGAGCAGUGGAGAUCCCCAUUCCAUCAAAUUAAACUUUCGGAGGCACAGGGGCAAUGCGUCCUGUAGGUGUCCAGAGGAGGCAGAAUUUGGAAAACCGAACAUCGGUAAUGUCAUUGCUGUUUCCUGUUCCCAGAUUGAAUGCUACUUUGAACAACACCUUUGCAAAUGUGGUACCUUCCUAACUUGUCCCACAAUCCACAGAUAGCGUGGUUCAUGGGGAUGUUAGCUGAGGUUCAUGGAAGAUGAUGUGCAAUCUUCCCAAAAGGCAUCACCCUUGUAGAAACCUGGCGAGGGGUGUGGUGGCUUUGAGGUAGGACUCAUGCCUCACAAUCAAGAGACUGUGAGUUUGAUCCUAGAUAGAGGCAGAUAUUUCUCUCUCUGGGCACACUGAGAAUAUAUCUGCUGA
Molecule: messenger RNA, 986 nt
Organism: Thamnophis sirtalis
Lineage: Eukaryota; Metazoa; Chordata; Lepidosauria; Squamata; Natricidae
Source: RefSeq, a predicted model, not a curated record